GGAGGCGGAAGAGGUGUGUUUUAUUCACACUGACACACAUCGAGGUUUCCACUAAACAGCGAAAACACACAAAGCCCAGCUGAGCUCAGGAGAUCAGAAGAAGAGCUUCAGAGGUAAAAACGGGGGAAAGAAAGAAAGAAAGAGCGCAAACUUAAACACAAAGUGAGUGCUCAUCUGUUGCGGGACUUCUCCUGUUCUCAGUCUGAGAGGAAAACUGCUGCAGUUCAGAGACGGAAACAACAACAGCAGCGAGACGAGCAGCAGACCUUUAUACAGACAGAGACCUGAAACAAAAGCACAUGAGACCAGAGAGCUGCGUUUCAUAACACUGCAUCCAAUCACACCUCAUCUGGCACCAUUCAGUGUUUGAUGCCACCAGAAUGGGGAACAGCAGCAGCGACCGGUCUGGUGGGGGUCAGGGUGAGAGGUCAUACAGAGAUGGACAACAAGGAGGGAAAGAGGCCCGUCCCAACAUCCUGAUGGACAGCACGGACGACGCAGACGCAGAAGACACAAAGGCUCCACAGGAAAUACAGGAAUUUCUGGCCUGGCAGCAGGACCUGGAGAGUGAUAGCAAAAGUCCAACGCAGGCCAGACCCACGAUGUUCAGGUGGCCGGGGGCCGCCAAAGAAGUCUUUGUGUCCGGCUCUUUUAACAACUGGGCCACCAAGAUCCCGCUCAACAAAAGUCAGAAAAACUUUGCGGCUAUUGUGGAGCUGCCAGAGGGGGAGCACCAGUACAAGUUCUGUGUAGACGGUCAGUGGACUUUGGAUCCUAAUGGGGCUGUGGCGACGUCUAAAACUGGCACAGUUAAUAAUGUCAUCCAGGUGAGUAGGACUGACUUUGAAGUCUUUGACGCCCUCAGGAUCGACUCUGAGGAAACUGCAGACAUCUCAGACUUGUCCAGUUCCCCUCCCGGCCCCUACCUACAGGAAGCAUAUGUGACCAAGCCAGAGGACAAGCUCAAGCAUCCUCCUAUCUUACCCCCCCACCUGCUGCAAGUGCUGCUCAACAAGGACACAGGUGUCUCUUGUGACCCGACGCUACUUCCAGAGCCCAACCAUGUGAUGCUCAGUCACCUGUACGCCCUCUCCAUCAAGGAUGGAGUGAUGGUCCUCAGUGCAACGCACCGAUACAAAAAGAAGUAUGUGACCACGCUUCUCUACAAACCGAUAUAAUACACAGAGCCAUGACCCAGCCUCUUGUUUUGAAACACUAAUAAUUCCUCUGUUGUUGUACACAGCUGUCUUCGAAUUGUUUUGUUAAAACUGCACCUAAAUAUCUUCCUGAUAUCAUUCAAAACAUUUGUUAAAUCUCUUUUUACCGUCCUGUAAUCUUAUAAUCUAAUAAAAUAUUGUAAAGUUAAA
Messenger RNA from Sebastes umbrosus (honeycomb rockfish), 1367 nucleotides. RefSeq names its product protein kinase, AMP-activated, beta 1 non-catalytic subunit, b (gene prkab1b). Bases 381 to 1178 code for a protein of 265 amino acids. Gene Ontology annotation, molecular function: protein kinase binding. Lineage: Eukaryota; Metazoa; Chordata; Actinopteri; Perciformes; Sebastidae. Gene Ontology annotation, biological process: signal transduction. The transcript has 8 exons. Gene Ontology annotation, cellular component: nucleus; cytoplasm; nucleotide-activated protein kinase complex. The record is from RefSeq and is a predicted model, not a curated record.